AUGAAAAUUUUCAAACAAAUUAGUCAACCACGUUUAUUUGAAUUUUUAUGUUUGAGAUUCUCUCAUUUUACGUUAACAUUUGGAAAAGUAAAGUUUUCGAUUAAAAUUAAUAAUAAAAUUCCAUCAUCAGUUGGGAAAAGAAAUUUCGAUGAAAUAGACAAUGCCGGAUUCAAAGAUUAUUUAUCGAAACGAAAUUUUGACGAAAUUGAUAAUGCAGGUUUUUCCGAUUAUUUAUCAAAAAGAAAUUUCGACGAAAUCGACAAUGCAGGUUUUAAGGAUCAUUUUUAUAAGAGAAAUUUUGACGAAAUUGACAAUGCAGGUUUUAAAGAUCAUUUUUACAAGCGUAAUUUUGACGAAAUAGACAAUGCCGGAUUUAAAGAUUAUUUAAGACUUAAAAAAAGUUUCGAUGAAAUUGAUAAUGCCGGUUUUAAAGAUUAUUUAAAAAGGAAUUUCGAUGAAAUUGACAGGGCCGGAUUUAAAGAUCAAUUUGAAAAAAAAACAUUCGUUAAAUCGCCGAAAAGGUAUCCCCGUGCCAUGAAAAUUUCAUCUACUUCCGGCCCGAAAAUGCAAAAUAAAAAUCUCAUGAGUUGUUUCAAUUGUAAUUUAUUAAAUAAAUUUUUAAAUGUUAUGAACUAA
Molecule: messenger RNA, 636 nt
Organism: Pediculus humanus corporis (human body louse)
Lineage: Eukaryota; Metazoa; Arthropoda; Insecta; Psocodea; Pediculidae
Exons: 7
Coding region: 1-636 (211 amino acids)
Source: RefSeq, a predicted model, not a curated record